This is a messenger RNA of Neolamprologus brichardi, 593 nucleotides long. NCBI's taxonomy places the organism in Eukaryota, Metazoa, Chordata, Actinopteri, Cichliformes, Cichlidae. The record is from RefSeq and is a predicted model, not a curated record.
GUAACCCUAGACAGCAAGGAAACAGCAGCGGGUUGAAGGCAAAACGGAAACAACAGAGCUUGUCAGGAGUCGUUUGUUGUGGACUAGCUGAUAUUCUGCGUUGUUACACGCCGUUAAGACUCACAGCUGUUUUGUUUCGUGUGUGUGUCGCUAUGCCUUCGUUUGGAGCACUGGGACAUACUCUGUCCACUUCGUUGGUUUGUGCCGUCGCCUUCCUCUGUGUUAGCUUUGUUAGCCAGGGGGAAUGCCAGGCAACCCAAGUGCCACCAACUCCCUGCUCUUCCUAUAAAAACUGUGACACCUGCGUCCCACACGCCAAGUGUCUCUGGUGCUUCACCACAAACAACUGCACAGAGUAUCCAGUGACCUGGUUGCUGCCUCCGGCUAAACUAUGCCCGUUGUCCCAGGCCCGCUGGGGAGUGUGCUGGCUGAACUUUGAAGCCCUGAUCAUCUCCAUGGCCGUGGUGUGUGGAGUCAUUCUCCUCGCCAUUGGCGUCUGUUGCUGCUGCUGUUGCUGCAAGAAGCGCCCUUCAAGUGCCAGGAUAGCUGAUAUGUUUGUGAGCAGGGCAGUGGAGCCGAAAGAUGGUCAGUAA